CCUUGCCGCCCAGAUACCAUCCACCAUUUGUCCGUCGCCAGUAGCCACAUUAUCCGUCGCCAGAGCCCAGCGAGAGAGACAGAGUACUACACUCCACACGCCGCCCUUUCCAUUUCGCUCUGCUCUCCCGCCUCGUCCCGUCGCUGAGUUCCCGUCGGCUCGUCCGGGAAGAGCAGUUCGCCGCCGUUGAAGCGCCCUCCCCGGUCGCUCGCCGCCAUGAAGAAGGUUGUGCUCAAGCUGGAUGUGCACGACGACAGGCACAAGGCCAAGGCGCUAAAGGCCGUCUCCGGCCUCCACGGCAUCGACCAGCUGGGCGUGGACAUCAAGGACCAGAAGAUGACCAUCGUGGGCACCGUCGACCCCGUCGCCGUCGUCGGCAAGCUGCGCAAGCUCUUCCCCGCCGUGCAGAUCCUCUCCGUCGGCCCGGCCAAGGAGGAGAAGAAGGACGACAAGAAGGACGGCGGCGGGGACAAGAAGCCCGCCGGAGACAAGAAAGAGGGCGACAAGAUGGACGGCGACAAGAAGCAGCAGGAGGCGAAGCCGGCCAUGUCCGUGUACCCGCCCUACGGCUACGCGCACUACGGGUACCCGCCGCCGCCUCCGCCGCGCUACGUCGUCCACAGCGCCGAGGAGGACCCCAACUCGUGCGUCAUCUGCUGAUCGCCGCCGGCGCCCACCCCCGUUCUACAUUUCGUCGCCGUCCUGCCUGUCUUCCUCUGCUGCCGGUGGUUGGUGGGCGCUGCAGGGAUCGACGGCGUCGUUUAUACACUUAGAUAUACAGUACGUAUGACCGUGUAAUUACCGGUUGCAUCGGCAGCUGCUGUUUGGCUUGUUUUUGGAACGGAGAGAUGCAGUAGUAGCACAUGCAUCUGCUGAUCAGUUUGUAGAGCGCAUACACGAGAGUGAGAAGAACUAUACAGAUGUACGUACGUGCCACUUUUGACAGUAUAAUUCGAUUUGAGAAUAUUAGUAUAUUACUGCCGAGCUGGUCUGAAAA
Aegilops tauschii subsp. strangulata is the source of this 997-nucleotide messenger RNA. Its product is annotated as heavy metal-associated isoprenylated plant protein 39. NCBI's taxonomy places the organism in Eukaryota, Viridiplantae, Streptophyta, Magnoliopsida, Poales, Poaceae. The record is from RefSeq and is a predicted model, not a curated record. Gene Ontology annotation, molecular function: metal ion binding.